AUGGAAGAUAACACCGGUGUCAACGAAGGAACCAUCAAGGAGCAAGACAGGUUGCUCCCAAUAGCCAACUUGGGGCGGAUCAUGAAGCAAACCCUCCCUCCCAACGCAAAAAUCUCAAAGGAAGCUAAAGAAACGAUGCAAGAAUGUGUCUCAGAGUUCAUUGGCUUUGUGACCAGCGAAGCAUCUGAGAAGUGCCGGAAGGAGAGGAGGAAGACCGUGAACGGCGAUGAUAUUUGCUGCGCUAUGGAGACGCUGGGUUUCGACAAUUACGCUGGUCCGCUAAGAAGGUAUUUGCAUAGAUAUAGGGAAUUAGAAGGAGAUAAAGCUAAUCAAGACAAGGUGAUGAGCAACCCUCAACAGUAG
Molecule: messenger RNA, 363 nt
Organism: Rhodamnia argentea
Lineage: Eukaryota; Viridiplantae; Streptophyta; Magnoliopsida; Myrtales; Myrtaceae
Product: nuclear transcription factor Y subunit B-5-like
Exons: 1
Coding region: 1-363 (120 amino acids)
Biological process (GO): regulation of transcription by RNA polymerase II
Cellular component (GO): CCAAT-binding factor complex
Molecular function (GO): RNA polymerase II cis-regulatory region sequence-specific DNA binding; protein heterodimerization activity; DNA-binding transcription activator activity, RNA polymerase II-specific
Source: RefSeq, a predicted model, not a curated record